Molecule: messenger RNA, 1690 nt
Organism: Diabrotica balteata
Lineage: Eukaryota; Metazoa; Arthropoda; Insecta; Coleoptera; Chrysomelidae
Source: the annotation of a GenBank genome assembly
UGAAAAUAUGGCAACAAAUGUCAAAAUGCUUUAAGAGGUUUCAAAAAAUUAUUAAAUAGUUAUUUUUAAAAAAAUAUACCAAAUAUAUGAUGAGCAGUGAAAUGCGAAAUACGAGUAAUAGUAAAAGUGUAGAUAGUGAAAGUAUAGAUAUUGCAGAACAAGAAAAAGAGUUAGGUAAUUUUAUAUAUAGUGCAGAAAAUGAUUCCGAUCCUGUUGAAAGUGAAGAAACCCAAGAUAUUUGUAUAAAUGAAACGGAUGGUGCCGAUUUUGACGAUGAUCUUGAGAACGUUAAUAUUGCAAUUUUUUUUCAUAGAGUUGACAGUGAUCAAAUUAUAUAUCAGAAGAAAAAACGAAAACUUAAGCUUGUGGGGAAGUAUGUGAUGGGGGACUUGCUCGGGGAAGGGGCCUACGGGAAAGUGAAGGAGAUGUUGGACUCUGAAACGUUAUGUAGAAGGGCUGUAAAAAUUUUAAAACAGAAAAAAUUACGUAGGAUACCAAAUGGUGAACAAAAUGUACAAAGGGAAAUAACGUUACUUAGGAAGCUCAAACAUAAAAACUUAAUUAAUUUAGUAGACGAAAUGUUUAAUCCAGAAAAGCAGAAAAUGUAUUUGAUAAUGGAAUUCUGCGUAGGAUCUUUGCAAAAUAUGCUAGAAUCGACACCGGACAAAAAAUUUCCGCAGAGCCAGGCCCACGGUUAUUUUUUACAACUCAUCGAUGGACUGGAAUAUCUUCAUAGUAUGCGGGUAGUACACAAAGAUAUUAAACCGGGUAAUUUACUUCUCACACUCGAAGGGGAUUUGAAGAUAAGUGAUUUGGGUGUCGCAGAGACCAUAGACCUGUUUGCUAAAGACGACACGUGUUACAUAGGUCAAGGGUCACCGGCGUUUCAACCACCAGAGAUAGCCAAUGGCUUAGACUCGUUUCCUGGAUUCAAAGUCGAUAUUUGGAGCAGUGGUGUCACGUUGUACAAUAUUACUACCGGAAUUUAUCCAUUCGAAGGUGAUACAAUUUUUAGGCUAUUUGAAACUAUAGGAAAAGGUGACUAUACGAUACCUGACGAUAUCGAUGAGCCUCUUAGAAGUUUAUUAACUGGAAUGUUACAAAAGGAUCCAGAACUUAGAUUUAGUCUCCAAGAAAUAAGGAAACAUGGGUGGUUUAAUAGACGUCCACCAGAUUGUAGUCCGCAUGUACCGAUACCUCCUUUCAAGGACGACUAUUGGCAUAAGAUGACAGUAUUGCCUUAUUUGGUAAACCAUUACUACGACGACCCGGAUGAGAGUGCCAACGAUGAACAAUAUUAUACCGAACACGAACUAAAUGAAAUGGAAAAAACAAAAGCAGAAGGUGAAUACUCAAACGGAAACGCCCACUCGAGCCGAGGCGCAAAUAGGCGGAGGAGAUCCAAAAAACCAGUUUCCUGUAUAUCAGUCAAGAAUUUCCCUGGCUGUCAUCAAUCGUGACAAAUCUUUUUGUAUUGCUGUUUGUAAUUUUGUUAUUGACAUAUUUUUGAUAAGAAAUUCAUAGACUUAUAUUAAAUACUUUGUUAAUGUUUGUAAUUUUAUAUUGUUGUAAUGUCAGAUGUGUUUAAUUAUUUCUGUUGUGUUUGAGAGAUGAAUAUGAAUUGUAACAAUAGUAUUUAAUAUGAGGAUGCAUGAAAGUGCCAUAUUGAAAUUUAGAGCUAAAAUAAAAC